Molecule: messenger RNA, 8826 nt
Organism: Loxodonta africana (African savanna elephant)
Lineage: Eukaryota; Metazoa; Chordata; Mammalia; Proboscidea; Elephantidae
Gene: C12H16orf96
Product: chromosome 12 C16orf96 homolog
Exons: 16
Coding region: 5070-8456 (1128 amino acids)
Source: RefSeq, a predicted model, not a curated record
UAGGCUACUCGAGUGAGCUAACUUGAUUAAACAUAAAUUAAUACAGUAAUGUAGUAAAUUAAUACACUAAAAUGAAUAAACAUAAAUUAAUACAGUAACUUUUAGAUGGCUCAGAGACAACAGUUCAUAACAAAUCACAUAAAGAAGCAGACCAUCAUCACUUCAACAAACUCCCAAAACAAAAAAUCAAGGAGUCUUCCAGAUGAAGAUGUAUUCCUGGAAUUACCAGAUGUAGAAUACAAAAGAUUAAUAUACAGAACUCCUCAAGACAUCAGGAAGGAGAUUAGGCAGAACACAGAACAGGCCAAGGAGCACACAGAUAAAGCAGCCAAGGAAAUUAAGAAGAUUAUUCAAGAACAUAAUGACAAAUUUAAUAGGCUGCAAGAAUCCAGAGAGAGACUGCAAUCAAAAAUACAGAAGAUUAACAAUAAAAUUUCAGAAUUAGACAACUCAAUAGAAAGGGGAACAGAACCAAGGAAGUGGAAGUCAGAAUUAGCAAGAUUAAGAUAAAACACUUGGCAACAAUAUGUUUGAAGAAAAAUCAGAAGAAUUUGAAAAAAUGAAGAAACCCUAAGAAUCAUGUGGGACUCUAUCAAGAGAAAUGACUUACAAGUGAUUGGAGUACCAGAACAGGGAGGGAAAACAGAAAGUAUAGAGAGAAUUGUUGAAGAUUUGUUGGCAGAAAACAUCCCUGGUAUUGUGCAAGAUGAGAAAAUAUCUAUCCAAGAUGCUCAUUGAACCCUAUACAAGGUAGGUCCCAAAAGAAAGUUACCAAGACAUACUGUAAUCAAACUUGCCAAAAAGAGCAGCUAGGGAUAAACAAAAAGUCACCUACAAAGAAGAGUCAAUAAGAAUAAGCUUGGACUACUCAGCUGAAACCAUGUAGACAAGAGGGCAAUGGGAUGACAUAUGUAAAGCCUUGAAGGAAAAAAAUUGCCAAGCAAGAAUCAUAUAUCUAGCAAAACUGACUCUUAAAUACUAAGGCGAAAUUAGGACAUUUCCAGAUAAACAGAAGUUUAGGAAAUUUGCAGAAACCGAACCAAAACUACAAGAAAUACUAAAGGGAGUUCUCUGGUUAGAAAAUCAAUAACAUCAGAUAACAACCCAAAACUAGAAUACAGGACAGAGAAACCAGAUAUCAACCCUGAUAGGGGAAAUCACAAAAAUUAAUCAAGACUCAUAAAAAAAAUACUUAAAGCAGGGAAACGAUGACAUUAUGUAAAAGGUGACAACAUUAAGUCAAUAAAGAGGGACUAAAUAAUCAUAGAUCUUUCAUAUAGAGAGGAAGUCAAGGCGAUACAGGGAGAUAAAAGUUUGGUUUAAACUUAGAAAAAUAGGAAUAAAUAAUAAGGUAGCCACAAAGGAGACUAACAAUCCUACACAUCAAAAUAAAAUACAAGAAAAACGUAAAGACUCACCAAAAACAAAACAACAAUGAAAAAGAGAAGACAUCAUAUAAAGAAAAACUACUCAGCACAAAAAAUUAAAGGGCAAAAGAAACUGUCAACAACACACAAAAAAGACAUCAAAAUUACAGCGCUGAACUCAUACCUAUCCAUAAUGACACUGAAUGUAAAUGGACUAAAUGCACCAAUAAAGAGACAGAGUUGCAGAAUGGAUAAAAAACCACGAUCCACCUAUAUGCUGCCUACAAGAAACACGCCUUAGACUUAAAGACAGAAACUAAAACUCAAAAGGGUGGAAAAAGUAUACCAAGCAAACAGCAAUCAAAAAAGAGCAGGAUCAUCCUGAGACCAGAAGAACUAGGUGGUGCCCAGCCACAACCAAUGACUGCCCUGACAGGGAACACAUCAGAGAACUGCUGAGGGAGCAGGAGAACAGUGGGAUGCAGACCCCAAAUUCUCAUAAAAAGACAAGACUUAAUGGUCUAAGACUAGAAGAAUCCCAGCUGUCAUGGUCCCCAAACCUUCUGUUGGCCGAGGACAGGAACCAUAUCCGAAGCCAACUCAGCAGACGUGGAUUGGACUGGACAAUGGGUCGGACAGAGAUUCUGAUGAGGAGUGAGCUACUUGCAUCAGGUGGACACUCGAGACUAUGUUGGCAUCUCCUGUCUGGAGGGGAGAUGGGAGGGUAGAGGGGGUUAGAAACUGGCAAAACGGUCAUGAAAGGAGAGACUGGAAGGAGGGAGUGGGCUGACUCAUUAGGGGGAAAGUAAGUGAAAGUAUGUAGUAAGGCGUAUAUAAGUUUAUGUGAGAUACUUGAUUUGUAAACUUACACUUAAAGCACAAUAAAAAUUAUUAAAAAAAAAAAAAGAGCAGGAGUAGCAAUACUAAUUUCUCACAAAACAGACUUCAGAGUUAAAUCCACCACAAAGGAUAAGUAAGGACACUAUAUAAUGAUUCAAGGGACAAUAUACCAGGAGGAUAGUACCAUAUUAAAUAUUUAUGCACCCAAUGACAGGGCUUCAAGAUACAUAAAAUGAACUGUAACAGCACUGAAAAGUGAGAUAGACAUCUUCACAAUUAUAGUAGGAGACUUCAACACACCACUUUCAAUGAAUGACAAAACAUCCAGAAAGAAGCUCAAUAAAGACACGGAAGAUCUAAAUGCCACAAUCAGCCAACUUGACCUCAUAGACCUAUAUGGAAUGCUCCACCCAACAGCACACAAGUAUACUUUCUUUUCCAAUGCACAUGGAACGUUCUCUAGAGCAAACCGCAUAUUAGGCCAUAAAGCCUAAUCUGUUAACAGAAUCCAAAACAUUGAAAUAUUACAAAGCAUCUUUUCUGACCAUAAAGCCAUAAAACUAGAAGUCAGUAACAGAAAAAACAGGGAAAAGAAACCAAACAUGGAAACUGAACAACACUUUGCUCAAAAUGAUUGGAUUAUAGAAGAAAUUAAGGACGGAAUAAAGAAAUUCAUAGACUCCAAUGAGAAUGAAAACAGUUCCUAUCAGAACCCUUGGGACACAGCUAAAACAGUGCUCAGAGGUCAAUUUAUAGCAAUAAAUGCACACAUACAAAAAGAAGAAAGGGCCAAAAUCCAAAGAAUUAUCCUUACAACUUGAAUAAAUAGAAAGCAACAGAAAAACCCUCAAGCACCAGAAGAAAGCAAACAAUAAAAAUUAGAACAGAAUUAAAUGAAAUAUAGAACAGAAAAACAAUUGAAAGAGUUAACAAGACCAAAAGCUGGUCCUUUGAAGUGAUUAACAAAGUUGGUAAACCACUGGCCAGACUGACAAAAGAAAAAACAGGAGAUGAAGCAAAUAACCCGAAUAAGAAAUGAGAUGGGUCAUAUCACAACAGACCCAACUGAAAUUAAAAGAAUCAGACGACUGUGAAAAAUCAUACUCAAACAAAUUUGAAAACCUAGAAGAAAUGGGCAAAUUUCUAGAAGUACUACCUACCUAAACUAACACAAACAGAGGUAGAACAACUAAAUAAACCCGUAACAAAAUAAGAGAUUGAAAAGGUAGUUAAAAAACUCCCAACAAAAAAGCCCUGGCCCUGACAGCUUCUUUGGAGAAUUCUACCAAACUUUGAAAGAAGAGGUAACACCACAACUACUAAAGGUAUUUCAGCGCAUAGAGAGAUGGAAUACUCCCAAACUCAUUCUAUGAAGCCAGCAUAACCCUGAUACCAAAACCAGGUAAAGACACCACAAAAAAAGAAAAUUACAGACCAAUAUCCCUUAUGAACUUAGACCCAAAAAUCCUCAAAGAAUUCUAGCCAAUAGAAUUCAACAACGUAUCAAAAAAAAAUAAUUCACCAUGAGCAAGUGGGAUUCCUACCAGGUAUGCAUGGGAAAACCUGGUGGCAUAGUGGUUAAGUGCUACAGCUGUGAACCAAAGGGUCAGCAGUUCGAAUCCAGCAGGUGCUCCUUGGAGACUAUGGGGCAGUUCUACUCUGUCCUAUAGGGUCGCUAUGAGUCGGAAUCAACUUGAUGGCACUGCGUUUGGUUUUGAUUAUGGUUCAACAUUAGAAAAACAAUCAAUGUAAUCCAUCAGAUAAAACAAAAGACAAGAACCACAUGAUCUUAACAAUUGAUGCAGAAGAGGCAUUUGACAAAGUCCAACACCCAUUCAUGAUGAAAGCUCUCAGCAAAAUAGGAAUAGAAGGAAAAUUCCUCACUGUAAUAAAGGACAUUUAUACAAAGCCAACAGUAGGCAACUAAGCUAGGGGCACUUGAAGACACUUUGGGUUUAGAGAAUCAGGGUCAGAAUUACUGCAAUAAUGGAAAUAACUGUCACUUCCUCUGGCCUCUCCCUGCACCCUAUACAUGGAGUGUGUACCAGUCCAGCUGGUUGCCUGAGGUGGUGUUUGCCUUGGGCCACUUAUCAGGCCCCUCAAGGCCUCUGUAAACACUGGAGCCAUGGACCAAACCUAGUGUUCUUGAAGCCCUCUUCAGAGAGAGUGAAAGCUGUGGGUCCGGACAAGUCCAGCUUUGAUUGCCCACAGCUGGCUGAAUGUGCCUUUGGGAUGGCUUCGAGCAAUGUCAGCUUUCUGGGACUCACUUCUUCCUGAACUCCCCAUCCAAGUCUUGAAUGUGGUCUCAGGGCCUGGGCAGAGGGGAUGGGCCAUUUGGCCAAUGUCCAGAAAUCAGAUGAGUUCAUCAGACUCUUUUCAUUACAGCUCCUUUUCUCUUAAACUAGCUUUCCUAACUCCAGGAACACUGUCUUCUGUGCUGAUUCUAGGGCCUUCCGAGGAGCAAGCUGCCUCUCUAGUGCCUUUUCUACUCAUUUCUUGGAAGGGUUCAUCAGUAUUUUGUAACCGCAGGGCUGGAAUCAAAGGGCCAGCUAUUCACCUAUUCAAACCUUCAUCACAUAUUAACUGAGCACCUAUUCCGGGCCAGGCUCACCCCAGAGCACCUGGCCAACUCUGCUCUUGGAAGCACGCUUACUUGUCCACGUUCCUUGGUGUCCUAGCAACCAGCAGAAACUCUGACCCGAGCUCCAGCCAAGACAGAUGCCAUUUUCUCCUUGACCGCUGUUGCUCGUCACCUCCCCAGACUUCUGAGGACUCAUCCAUCCAGCUCUCUGGGACCACAGAAAGCAACCACUGGUCCCCAAGUUCUCCCAGCACCCCGGCCCAGCAGCCCCUGCCUACAGAAUGAGUUUCUCGCUCACGUUUGCUGAGCUGGUGAAUAUCGCCAUCCCGCAGGGUGGGGUGGUGAACUUCCAGGCCCUGCACCUGCUGCUCCACGGCAUCCUGGAGCACAUCCACAUGGCUGAGCUGAGGAAGGCCCUCUCAGGGGAUGAGGACUUCCUCCAGACCUCGCAGGUGGUGCUCAUGCCCAGGGAAGGAGAUACCCAGCCCAUCCUGACCCCCAUGAAGAGGCUCAGCAACGUCUUUGACCAUGUGGUGAGUCGCAUCGACAAGUUAGAGAACCAACUGGCCAUGCCACGGGAGCUGCCCUCCACUUCCCAACUGCUGGAGGCCAGCCAGGGAACCAACAAGCCCGUCCACGAUCUAUGGAACCUCAUAAAGCUCCGGAAGAUGGUGCAGGGCAAUGAAGAAGCCAUGGAAAAAACCAUGCACGUCCUGCAGGAACUGCUUAGCGACCUUCACUCAAUUAAGGCCACUAUUGAAACCCUCCGGAAGGAUGUGGACAAGCUGAAGGACCAGUUUGAAAAGAUGAACCUGGAAAAAAUUGAGACGAUCUUUGAUGAUUUCAAAAGACAGAACCGCAAGAUGACUGCCCUGCAGCGGGAACUGAUUGCUGUCCAGAACAAGGUCAACACCCUUCCCAAGAAUGAGGAUUUGGUGCUCUGGAGCAGCCUCCAUGAGGCUAUGUUCCCCUUGAGAAUCUCAAGAAGACCAGAGGGAAGGCCAGACCAGCUACCACAGUGGGAGCAGGGGCCUCUGUGGCAGACCACUGAGCUUUUCCCAGAGGCCACCCUGCUCCAGACUUCAGAGUACGUCGAGGCUGUUGGUCGCAUCCAGGCCACAGACCCCAUUCAGGGCACUGAGCUCCUGCAGACCGUGUGGCAUUACGAGACCCCGAGUGCCCUCUCGGACGAGGAGUCUGCACAAGCCAUUCUGCUCCCUGGGGCCCAGGAGCCAGGCCAGCAGCCAGCACGCCAACAGCCAGUGCCCCAGCCGGGGUCUUCACCACAGCCUGGACCCUCAACUGAAUCUGAACCCAAGCGUGGGCCAGAGCCCAAGCCUGGCCCCGUGGCAGGGACAGAACCUAUGCCUGCACUGGGGCCUAUGCUGGCGCCCAGCCUGACCCCUGGGUUUGUACCACCACCUUGGCCUGUGGGACCGGGGCCUGCCCAGGGGCCUCAGCCCAUGCCACCGGGAGGCUGGCCUAUGCCCCACAGAGGUUGGCCUAUGCCCCACAGAGGCUUGCCUAUGCCCCCCGGAGGCUGGCCUGCUCCCAGAGGCUGGCCUGUUCCCAGCGGCUGGCCUGGGGCAAGCACUUGGCCUUUCUGGGCUUCAGACUUCUUCGAGCCUGGUCCAGGCCUGUCAAGCCCCCUGAAGCCCGCCCAGUCCCAGCACCCACCCACCAGGGCCCCGCCACCAGCCACGGAGCUGGGCUCAGCAUGGCCCUGUCCACUUCAGCCUCAUAAGCCUCGUCAGGCUGAGGCUACCCAGCUCCAGGCUGUUGCAGAAAAGGGGGAAGACCUGUAUGCCCACGAGGCAGCGGCCUUCAAGGAUGGGGCCCCCAAGGAUAAGGCCACCAUGGAGGCACACCCCAAGGCUCCCCGGUCUGCCUUUCAGCGGAUGAAGACCACAGCUGCCAUUGCCGCUGCCGCCGCUGCAACCUACGCUGCUGCUGCCAACACAGCAGCCCAGGCAGCCAAGGCUGCCGCCAAGGCACUCAAGGAUGUUCCUGCCACCAAAAUGGCCACCUUAGCCUCAAACAUGGCCUCCGCUGGGCCCUUAGGGGUACUUGCAGAUGUCUUGGGUGCUGGGACCUCCCGUGGUGCCUCCAGUUCCCUGGCCGUCAGUGAUGACACAGAUACAGAAGAAUACUACCACUACUUCUCUCCUCCACACUCGAGUGCCAACAUCUCCCCCGAAGACUCCUCGCCUGCCACCUUGCUGGCUGCCCAGAAGGCCGUGAGCCCUGAAGACAAGAGGAAGGCAGUGAAGAAUUCCAUGAGCUACAUAGCCACGCUGCCUGCUAGACAUGACUCCAUGAAAGAAGAGUUUGCCCAGCUGUCCUCCAAGCUGCAGCAGCGCCUGACCUACCUAGUUAACAUGGGUGCCUCUUCCAAGCUCGGAACCACCGUGGACGUGCUGCAGGAGAAGAUUGGCAGCCUCCAGAAGUCCAGGAUGAAGGAGGAGGAGCUUGAGCGCAUUUGGGGUAGCCAGAUUCAAAUGAUGAAGGAUCACUACAUCGUGUUGGACAGGACUGUGGAGAAGCUCCAGAUUCGCAUGGAUGAAUUCAAGACUCUCCAGUCUCAAAUUAAAAAACUGGAAAUGAACAAGGUGGAUAAAAGCAUGAUGGAGCAUGAGUUGAAAGAGAAAGCUGACAGGAGUGCCCUGGCAAGCAAGGCAAGCCGGGCCGACCUGGAGACAAUGGUAACGGAGUUGAAUGAGAUGAUGCAUGGCAUGCUGCUCAAGUUCACAACCAACAAGGAAGACUGGAAGAAGUCCUUGGAGCAGCUGAACAAGGAUGUGAGCACCAAGCUAGUCCCAAGAGAUCUGGACCCCCUGAAGAAAGAAAUGGAAGAAGUCUGGAAAAUAGUCAGGAAGCUGCUGAUUGAGGGUCUGCGAUUCGACCCCGACAGUGCUGCUGGCUUCAGGAAGAAGCUGUUUGAGAGCGUGAAAUGCAUCUCUUGCGACCGCCCGGUGGAGAUGAUGACCGGCCCACACCUCAUCACCAUCCGAAAAGCCCACCUGCUUUCAAGGCUGCGGCCUGCCAGUGCCAACAGCUAUGAGUACCUGGAGCGGCAGCAGAUGAGGGAACAGCAGCACCUGCAGCAGCUCCAGGGCCUAGGUGACCAGGAUGGGAGCCUGGACUCCCUGGGCUCCCAGCAGGAGUGGGGCAAUGGCCCUCGGAACAAGGCCGACCCCAGGCUCAAGCCGUACAAUCUGUCGACGCUGUACCCCUAUGGGGACCCCCAGCUGCUUGACUACGACACUGCGGAGGUGGACAUUCUGGGAGUGGACGGGAUCCUGUAUAAGGGCCGCAUGAACAACGCGAGUGAGGUGCGGCCUACCUUCUCCUCCGACAAGGAACUCACAGCUGUGAAGGUCCCCAGGCCCCCAUCUCGAAACCUGUAUGACCGCAUGUAUACCAGCGACUUAUUUGGUGCCAUCUACCCUACCCUGUACCCCCGCACAAGUACCAGCACGGCUGCCCCAGGCCCCCAUCUGACAGUGCUGUCCCCGCCACCAUCUCUGCCACCUCUGCCACUGCUGCCACAGCUGAUCUCGCCACCACAGGACCCCCAGCAGGCUCCGGGGGCCACCAGGCACACGAGAUCCCUGCGCUUUGAGUCCCGAGCCAGCACCCAGCCCAAGGAGGACCCCGCCAACCUGUGAGCCUCACAGCCCCCCGUGGCCACCAGGGUCCCUCCAGGGCUCUGAGCCUGACCUAGGAAAGGGGCUGUGGACAUGGGGGGUGUCUUUACAAGUGUUGACCCCCAUUUUGACCCAGUGGCUAUUCUAACUGCACUUGUAUGAAGGAAAUGCCAUGUCUUUCUGGAAUGAGCUCUCCAUUAAGCCAAUUUAAUACCCUGACCAAUUUUCAGUACAACAGUGUUUUUCGUUUUUUUUUUUUUUUUAAUGACUUUCUUUUUUAUUCCAUCACAGUUUUUCAGUGAAACUGAUUCCUUGAUCAACCCACCUCAUAUUGAACUAAUACCACCUCCUGCCACUAUCAGUUUUUUCUGGGGGCCAUUAUUUCUACCGA